AUGGCUCACAACAGGGAAAAGCAUUUUAGAGACAAAAAAGCGGUGGUCUUCCUCUCUGGCGGCGUUUCUAAUACGGACUUGAUACGGAACCAAUCCGAUGGCCGACCUGCGAGCCGCAGGCUGUGGUGUGGGGGACCAGGGAGAGUCAGGAGACACCGGGCAGCCAGACAGGCUGUGGCGUGGGGGGACCAGGGAGAGUCAGGAGACACCGGGCAGCCAGACCUGCAGGCUGUGGUGUGGGGGACCAGGGAGAGUCAGGAGACACCGGGCAGCCAGACAGGCUGUGGCGUGGGGGACCAGGGAGAGUCAGGAGACACCGGGCAGCCAGACAGGCUGUGGUGUGGGGGACCAGGGAGAGUCAGGAGACACCGAGCAGCCAGACAGGCUGUGGUGUGGGGGGACCAGGGAGAGUCAGGAGACACCGGGCAGCCAGACAGGCUGUGGCGUGGGGGGACCAGGGAGAGUCAGGAGACACCGGGCAGCCAGACAGGCUGUGGUGUGGGGGGACCAGGGAGGGUCAGGAGACACCGGGCAGCCAGACCUGCAGGCUGUGGUGUGGGGGACCAGGGAGGGUCAGGAGACACCGGGCAGCCAGACCUGCAGGAUGUGGUGUGGGGGACCAGGGAGAGUCAGGAGACACCGGGCAGCCAGACAGGCUGUGGUGUGGGGGGACCAGGGAGGGUCAGGAGACACCGGGCAGCCAGACAGGCUGUGGUGUGGGGGACCAGGGAGAGUCAGGAGACACCGGGCAGCCAGACCUGCAGGAUGUGGCGUGGGGGGACCAGGGAGAGUCAGGAGACACCAGGCAGCCAGACCUGCAGGCUGUGGUGUGGGGGGACCAGGGGGAGUCAGGAGACACCGGGCAGCCAGACCUGCAGGCUGUGGUGUGGGGGACCAGGGGGAGUCAGGAGACACCGAGCAGCCAGACAGGCUGUGGCGUGGGGGACCAGGGAGAGUCAGGAGACACCGAGCAGCCAGACCUGCAGGAUGUGGUGUGGGGGGACCAGGGAGAGUCAGGAGACACCGAGCAGCCAGACAGGCUGUGGCGUGGGGGACCAGGGAGAGUCAGGAGACACCGAGCAGCCAGACCUGCAGGAUGUGGUGUGGGGGGACCAGGGAGAGUCAGGAGACACCGAGCAGCCAGACAGGCUGUGGUGUGGGGGGACCAGGGAGGGUCAGGAGACACCGGGCAGCCAGACAGGCUGUGGUGUGGGGGGACCAGGGAGGGUCAGGAGACACCGAGCAGCCAGACAGGCUGUGGCGUGGGGGACCAGGGAGAGUCAGGAGACACCGGGCAGCCAGACCUGCAGGAUGUGGUGUGGGGGGACCAGGGAGAGUCAGGAGACACCGAGCAGCCAGACCUGCAGGAUGUGGUGUGGGGGGACCAGGGAGGGUCAGGAGACACCGAGCAGCCAGACAGGCUGUGGCGUGGGGGACCAGGGAGGGUCAGGAGACACCGGGCAGCCAGACCUGCAGGCUGUGGUGUGGGGGACCAGGGAGGGUCAGGAGACACCGGGCAGCCAGACAGGCUGUGGUGUGGGGGACCAGGGAGGGUCAGGAGACACCGGGCAGCCAGACCUGCAGGCUGUGGUGUGGGGGACCAGGGAGAGUCAGGAGACACCGGGCAGCCAGACAGGCUGUGGUGUGGGGGACCAGGGAGGGUCAGGAGACACCGGGCAGCCAGACAGGCUGUGGUGUGGGGGGACCAGGGAGAGUCAGGAGACACCGGGCAGCCAGACAGGCUGUGGUGUGGGGGACCAGGGAGGGUCAGGAGACACCGGGCAGCCAGACAGGCUGUGGUGUGGGGGGACCAGGGAGAGUCAGGAGACACCGGGCAGCCAGACAGGCUGUGGUGUGGGGGGACCAGGGAGAGUCAGGAGACACCGGGCAGCCAGACCUGCAGGCUGUGGUGUGGGGGACCAGGGAGAGUCAGGAGACACCGAGCAGCCAGACCUGCAGGAUGUGGCGUGGGGGGACCAGGGAGAGUCAGGAGACACCGGGCAGCCAGACCUGCAGGAUGUGGUGUGGGGGACCAGGGAGAGUCAGGAGACACCGAGCAGCCAGACCUGCAGGCUGUGGCGUGGGGGGACCAGGGAGAGUCAGGAGACACCGGGCAGCCAGACCUGCAGGAUGUGGCGUGGGGGACCAGGGAGAGUCAGGAGACACCGGGCAGCCAGACCUGCAGGCUGUGGCGUGGGGGGACCAGGGAGGGUCAGGAGACACCGGGCAGCCAGACAGGCUGUGGUGUGGGGGGACCAGGGAGGGUCAGGAGACACCGAGCAGCCAGACCUGCAGGAUGUGGCGUGGGGGGACCAGGGAGAGUCAGGAGACACCGGGCAGCCUGACAGGCUGUGGUGUGGGGGACCAGGGAGGGUCAGGAGACACCGGGCAGCCAGACAGGCUGUGGUGUGGGGGACCAGGGAGGGUCAGGAGACACCGGGCAGCCAGACCUGCAGGAUGUGGCGUGGGGGGACCAGGGAGAGUCAGGAGACACCGAGCAGCCAGACCUGCAGGCUGUGGCGUGGGGGGACCAGGGAGAGUCAGGAGACACCGGGCAGCCAGACCUGCAGGAUGUGGCGUGGGGGACCAGGGAGAGUCAGGAGACACCGGGCAGCCAGACCUGCAGGCUGUGGCGUGGGGGGACCAGGGAGGGUCAGGAGACACCGGGCAGCCAGACCUGCAGGAUGUGGCGUGGGGGACCAGGGAGGGUCAGGAGACACCGGGCAGCCAGACCUGCAGGCUGUGGUGUGGGGGACCAGGGAGAGUCAGGAGACACCGGGCAGCCAGACCUGCAGGAUGUGGCGUGGGGGACCAGGGAGGGUCAGGAGACACCGGGCAGCCUGA
This is a messenger RNA of Lampris incognitus (smalleye Pacific opah), 2844 nucleotides long. Its product is annotated as collagen alpha-2(V) chain-like. The transcript is spliced from 2 exons. The coding region runs from base 1 to 2844 and encodes 947 amino acids. The record is from RefSeq and is a predicted model, not a curated record. Lineage: Eukaryota; Metazoa; Chordata; Actinopteri; Lampriformes; Lampridae.